UCUCAUAGUGGUACAUUAUCAAGAUCUGCUUCAAAGUACAGGUUGGAACCAUCACAGACAAAGGCUGAGAAGACAGAAGCAAAGCAGGGAGCUUUGGGGCACAAUAUGGAAUUUCGAGAGGAAAACACAAUGUCUGACAUUAGUAAGAUGACCAUAAAUCUUCUCUUGCUUGGAAGAACACAAAGUGGGAAAAGUGCAGCUGGAAACACUCUUCUGGGUAGCACGGACUUUGCCAGUUGUUUUUCCCCAUGCUCUGUGACUGCAUCCUGCCAUCUAGGCCACAGCUGUAACAUUUCAGAUUUGGGGCGUCGGCAAGGAAGAGCACUAACUGUGCAAGUCCGUGUGCUGGACACUCCUGGAUAUCCUCACAGCAGCCUGAGCAAACAGCAGAUACAGAGAGAAGUGAAAGAUGCUCUAGCACAGCACUUUGGAGAGAAAGGCUUGCACCUGGCACUUUUGGUUCUGAGAGCUGAUGUCGUAGUGUGCGAAGAAGAGGCAUCCACCAUACAGUUGAUCCAGGAACUCCUUGGGCCUAAUUGGAAGGCUUACACUGCCGUUUUAUUUACUCAUGCAGACCAGAUUGAAAAGUCACCAUUUACUAUAGAGAAAUAUUUGCAUAGUGCCUCAGACACACUACAUAAAGUAAUGCAGUCAGUACAGCAAAAAUGCAUUUUUAUAGACAAUCAUGCAAGGAUUCUAAAACAUGAAAACCUAAAAGCUUUAAGAAAAAUUAUGGAGUUUCUAAAACAAAAUGAUUACCAGACCCUUCAAGUGAAAUAAACAAUGCUAUACAUUUAAGUAACUUAUAAUUUCCAAGUUCUGAGAUGCUUUCUGCUUUUAUAAUUCACUCCCCUGAAGUAUUUUAAUUCUUUAUACAAACACUUUUUCUAUUUUUAAUAUUGAAUACAGCUAGUUAUGAAAAAUAAAGUUGUAACUAUCCUUAAAAGUUAAUACAGUUAACUAAACACAGAUAGUGUUUA
Molecule: messenger RNA, 980 nt
Organism: Candoia aspera
Lineage: Eukaryota; Metazoa; Chordata; Lepidosauria; Squamata; Candoiidae
Gene: GIMD1
Product: GIMAP family P-loop NTPase domain containing 1
Exons: 3
Coding region: 106-780 (224 amino acids)
Molecular function (GO): GTP binding
Source: RefSeq, a predicted model, not a curated record